UUGGUCAGGACGCGUUCUAUCUCGCCACUGCAAGGCGCCGCCGCGCUCGUUCGGGAGGAGGAAGGAGCCCGUGGGCCACCAUGUCCGAGCAAGCUGAGCUCAGCGGUCUCACCGAUGAAGAGGCCUCCAGCGCCUGCUCGGACCCCCACCCCAGCACCAAGGAUUUUCUGAUGCAACAGACAAUGUUAAGAAUAAAAGAUCCCAAAAAGUCACUGGAUUUUUAUACCAGAGUUCUUGGAAUGACCCUCCUACAGAAAUGUGACUUUCCUACCAUGAAAUUCUCCCUCUACUUCCUGGCAUAUGAAGAUAAAAAUGAUAUUCCAAAAGAUGCAAAAGAGAAAACUGCCUGGACAUUUUCCAGAAAGGCCACAAUAGAACUGACACACAACUGGGGCACUGAAAAUGAUGAGAAUCAGGCUUACCACAAUGGCAAUUCGGAUCCUCGAGGAUUUGGUCACAUUGGAAUUGCUGUUCCUGAUGUAAAUGCCGCUUGUAAAAGAUUUGAAGAGCUGGGAGUGAAAUUUGUAAAAAAGCCAGAUGAUGGUAAAAUGAAAGGACUGGCUUUUAUUCAGGAUCCUGAUGGUUACUGGAUUGAAAUUCUGAAUCCUAAUCAUAUGGUGACCCUCAUUUAGAUUUGAAUUAUUAUGCCAUUAUAUUCCAUGAAGAAACUGAAGAUGGUUAUCAGCCUCCUCCUUGAGAUUUUGAAUACUGGAUUAAGAAAAGAACAUUUAUAUAAUUAUUUAAAAGCCCGUGGAGCACAUCCAAAUAGUCCCACAAUUUGCUUUCCCCUGCUCAGGCAGCAAAGUGUUUUGUACCAGCUCAGCCAACUGGUCUCCAAAUAGGCUAGCUUCUAAGGACAAAGAACGAGUAAGCUCUCUUUUUCUCCAGUGUUCUUUUAGUUUAUGAGGAACUGGUUUGCCAUUUUGCCUACAUGUAGCAAACCUGGGCUUGCUACAGGCUAUACAUAGAGGUUUCUAUUUUUUUUCUCUUCAUGCAUGAAGGAAGGAGAGCAAGACCUAUUAGAACUUGGGACUUAUUGCUCCUUGGUCUCAUAAAGAAGUCAAAUAUGUGACUUAUAGUAACUAUAAUUAAAAUCUUAUACCUAUAGUUUAAGAUUCUAAAUAUAGAGAAAGCAAACCAUGGUUAACAGAGUCUUGACUUCUUUCUGUCUUUCAUCAGCAUAGAUUUUCACAAAUGCAUUAUGUGGCACAGCAGCCUUUUAAGAUAAACCAACGGCCAUCAACUCUUAUGUAUCAAUUUGUUUUUUUAAUUCAAAUGAGAUAACAAAUCAUAAUUAGUCCAAACUCCAACAGAACUUGAAUAGAUCCACACACAGAAAUGCAAAGAAAUACUUCGGCAUGGUGUGUCAAAAGCCAAUAUUGUCUAGCAUUUUGAUUGGUUAGGUUAUUUUUUUGUAGACAUCAUUAUUGUAAUAUCCUUCUCAGAUAUGUCUGAUUUCACAAUACUGUGCAGCUGUAAUCUCAUCCCAAUCCUAAAUAAAAUAUUUGAAAAUUUUAGCUACAUUUUCUUUAAUUGAAUAUGCCUGCAAAAAUAGAUUUAACUUUGUAACUGGUGAUGAGCUUUGGAGCUGUAAAUAUUAAAUGCUUGUGAACUGAAAGAAAAAAGUCUUGCUCUUUUUUCUUCUAAUGCAUGGGCAAGGCAAAGUGCAGCUCCCAAGACUGUUUCUGUGGCCCACAAAAACUUUCCAGACUCCAUUCUUCUGUGCUCCCACUCCCCAAGAAGAGUAAGCUUCCUCUCCUGGAAGCCUCCAGGAGCACUAAUUCACCUUAUACUACGAAUCAUAGGAAUGAAAUCAUGGGUUCUUAGAGUUGGAAGGGACCACAAGUGCCAUCUAGUCUGAGCCUCUUCUGCUGUGAAGGAAUACACAAGAAAAGUAUUCCUUAGAUAUACCCACCCUGCUUCUGUUUAAACAUCUCUGGAAAAGGAGAGCCUGCCACCCUUUGAGUCACUCUACUCCACUGCUAAGCACCUCUUAACAAUGAACCAUUUCUUCCUAAUGUUUAAACAGAAUCUCUUUUCUUCUAAGGUAUCACCCAGUUGCCCAAGCAUUUGUUCUGGAAAUGGUGCUUUUUAGCUAGUUCAUAUAUUAUAAAUUAAAAUAAUUUUAAAUAAAUAAAUUGGAAUUGAAAAUGAGCAGUGAAAAUGCCAGGUUAUUUAUGGUAUUCGACUUAACCAUUGGUUCUCAACCUGUGAGUCCCCAGGUGUUUUGGCCUACAACUCCCAGAAAUCCCAGCCAGUUUACCAGCUGUUUCUGGGAGGUGAAGGCCAAAACAUCUGGGGACCCACAGGUUGAAAACCACUGGAGUAAACACAGGAUUGUGAAGAACACUUAAGAAAUUCUAUUCUAAUUGGGAUAAAUAGGUGGCAUGAGCCCCUUGCACUGUUUCACAUUUAAAGUACCUGUUUUUUCCAAGCCACUAGUAGACUUCUAGUCAACGUCAAGGCUUGUAGAGAGGGGUUGGCGUUUUUUGUUGGUAAACCUGAAUCCUGCUUGAUGCCAGAAGCUAAAAAGCCUGGUGUUUUGGUUCUUUUAAAUUGCCUAACUCUGAUAAAAUGGCAAAUUUUCAUGGAAAUGUAUCGAGCCUUUAUGCUUACUGAUAAGCUCAAAUUAUUUUAUCACGCAACAAAAAAAAUGCAUGCAGUUCAUGAAAAUAAAAAGCUUACAAGGGACUUCAUUGUAUCUACUCAGAAGUUAAUAAUGGGCAUUGGUGAUUUGCAAUUGUGCAUAGCAUUUUAACCUUCACCUGCAUCAAUACUGAGCCCACUAGCUAAUGUUCUUGGAAGAAAAACACUGUUGUUAGAACUGGACAGGGUCCUAGGGCUGACUAGUCCAAUCCCCACCAAGCUUUCAAAUAUAUGGCAGUUAAAGGAGGCAGGGACUGGCACAUUCCCCAUGUGUUUCUAAUUAAUAUUAGUGGUAACAAACUGCUCAAAAUGGAAUAGGAUACCAUCUCUCUGCAUUUUAGGCAGAUAACUGAAGUCCUGAGUUUAAGCCAGAUGUGGUGGAAGUUCCCUCCUUAGAGGCUUUUAAACAGAGGCUGGAUGGUUAUCAAUCAGGGGUAAUUUGAUUGUGCUUUUCCUGCAUGGCAGGGGAUUGGACUAGUUGGCCUAUGUGGUCUCUUCCAACUCUAUUAUUCCAAUGUUGUCAGUUAAAUUUAUGUCCCACCUUUCCACCAAUAUCCUUGAUUUGAGGUAUGUUACUAAGUUCAGACAAAGUUGGGUCGUGCUCACCAUUCAUCUCCUUGGGUGACAUUGGAAAGGGCACCAGAUUGAGUGGGUGAGUAAAGUCUUGCCCCCUCCUUUCUCUCCUUCUCCAAUUGCCUCAUCUCUCCAGCAGGCAUCACUCCUGGUGAAUAGUGACUAUCAUGACCCAUAUCAACCUUGCUGGCCACCCGCACAAGGAGAAUGGGAUGGUGAAUGUCACUCUCUGUCGGGCCACCCGUUAAACAGUUGUGUCCAGCUCCAUCUCAGAACCUGGGCCAAAAGUUGCAAUUUGCUCUGGAUUUGGAGAAAGAAUUUGGAGCAACUUGCAACUUUAGUUAACACAUUUUCACACUCAGCUCCAUGCAUCGUUUAGCCACUGGCUUUUCACGCAUAGUGACCCAUGCAAAUGUGCCCUUAGUUGAUAUGCCAUGACUUUUUCUAAAGUGUGUGUGUUUUGGUAUAAAGUGUUGCAUAUUGACUUCGCUGAAAUAUACUUAUUCUGAAUUGUAGACAUCUAAAACACUGAUUCAUCACUUUUUGUUGUGUUAUAUUGUUUACCUAUGAUCUAUCAUUAAUUUUAAAGUAACAGUUGAGUUGUCCUGGAUGUGUCUGUGUAUUCCUGAGGUUUGCAGAUCUGACAAAUGAGUCAGUAUUAAGAUCUGUGUUUCUAUAGGCACAUUUAGACUAUGCAACACACACUUGGCCAAAUAGUCCUGCUUUAGAUCUUCUUUAUGGAAUCAAAUAAACUUAUUUUCAAGUUUAA
This is a messenger RNA of Anolis sagrei ordinatus, 3988 nucleotides long. RefSeq names its product glyoxalase I (gene GLO1). Gene Ontology annotation, molecular function: metal ion binding; lactoylglutathione lyase activity. The record is from RefSeq and is a predicted model, not a curated record. NCBI's taxonomy places the organism in Eukaryota, Metazoa, Chordata, Lepidosauria, Squamata, Anolidae.